UCUAAAUCGCGCUGCGCUUGCGCGGAUCCAGAAGGGAAAGACCAGAGAGUGAAACGCAUUAUCGUUGUUUUGAUGGCAAGGGCCACUGAACGUUCAUAAUAAUAAAGCAAGUCAAGAGGUUUUGUAUCAAUAUCGUUUUGGUUCGAGGAAAUGGAUAAGGAAGUGUAGGCUACACAUGUAUUGGAAUAAGAAAACUGUGUGAAGAGCACAGCAUGCUUUUAUGACGGGACGCCACACGGAAAACGCCGAGCCCCUGUCUUUUUUUUUUUGGUGGGGGGGGAAUCGUUGGAGUGGUUCGAUUCCCUGAAUAACAGCUUGGAUGUAAAGGGGACAUUACAGUAAGACAUUCCGAAGAUGCCCAAGAGGUGGACCACAGCAACGCCAUGCAGCUAUCUCCCGGUCGUCUUGUUGGUGCUCGUUCUGCCCAGAUGUAUACUGUCGAUCCGUGCCGACAAAACCAUCAGCAAGGAAGAUCAUGUUAGUGCUACGGUCAAUGCCACGGUACUUGACUCCAAAGGCAAUCCUAAGCAAAUUCUAACCAAGGACGAUGGCAUGUACGGCCAGAAUUCACCGAAAGUGGACGCGAAAGGAAUCGUGAUUGCACCUGCACCGAAUCAUGGAGUUGUGGACCGCCAGGGCUGCGACCCCCACACUCGCUUCGUGGUGCCUCCCCGGACGGGGCACUGGGUGGCUCUGCUGCAGCGCGGCAACUGCACCUUCAAGGAGAAGAUCCUCAAGGCCUCGGCCUUCAACGCCUCCGCCGUGCUCAUCUACAACAACAACUCCAAUGAGGACACCGUCAAGAUGGGCCACGAAGGUACGGGCGACACGGUGGCAGUGAUGAUCACCGAGUCUUACGGCAAGGAGAUCCUGGGUCUGCUGGAGAGGAACCUGACGGUGCUGGUGAGUGUGGUGGUGGGCCAACACGGCCAGGCCAAGAACAUCAACCGCGGCUCCCUGGUCUUCGUCUCCAUCUCCUUCAUCGUACUCAUGAUCAUCUCCUCUGCCUGGCUCAUCUUCUACUUCAUCCAGAAGAUCCGCUUUACGAACGCACGUGACCGCAGCCAGGUAGGACAUAGACGUCGACUUGGAGAUGCAGCUAAGAAAGCCAUAGGGAAGCUGACAACCAGGACAGUGAAGAAAGGGGACAAGGAAACGGACCCGGACUUCAACCACUGCGCCGUGUGCAUCGAGGGAUACCAGCUCAACGACGUGGUCCGCAUCCUGCCCUGCAAGCAUGUCUUCCAUAAGCUGUGUGUGGACCCCUGGCUGAAUGAGCACUGUACUUGUCCAAUGUGUAAACUGAACAUCCUCAAAGCUCUGGGCAUCAUGCCAAACCUACCGUGCGUGGACAACGUCGGCUUCGACAUGGACCACAGGAUAGGGCGCAGCCAGACGAUGGCCAGCCAGCGGACAGCCCUAGUGGACCUGUCCAGUGAGACAUCCAUCAGCCUGGAGCCCCUGCAGCAAGGCCACCCUGGCACUGGACCCCAGAUCCCCUCAGAGAGCGGAGAGCUCACCCCCCGCACCGGAGAGAUCAACAUCGCCGUCACCAGUGGCCACUUCUUCAACCGGAACUCCCUGUCCCCACGCAGUUUGGUCUGUGAGAUGGAGCUACCUGACACCCAGGCAUCGCUCGACCGCUACGAUGACAAGUCGUGAGGGUCGUCACCGUGGUUUCAACCCCCCCCCCCCCACAUACCAAGGGACAGAUGGCCUUGUACCUUCCUGCACACCUGCGAGUCAUUGUGUGUGUGUGGGAGGGGGGGGGGGGGGAGCGGCACAGCAACCUAGAUGGCAACCUUGACUAACCUGUGGAACAAUGACAUGAUGACAUCAGAAAUUUUCUACCAGUGCAGAAUGUACUAUUGCCUGUCAAAGAAAAGAGGGGAUACUCGUCCUCUCUUCUCCCCCUGGUUAGAUAUUCAGUAAAGUCCUUCCUUGACACUUUCAUUUCAACAACGGACUCUGACAUCUGUUUCUAGAUGCGGUAGUGGGUAAUUAUCCCUUUCUAGUCUUACUUUGCAGGAUCUCGGCGUAUCGUCCAUUUGAAAUGUGCUAGACAUAAUAAACCACUUGUUAGUGCAGCCUACAAUACAUCUGUAUAUAUGACUAGCAAACCGUCAUUUAAUUUAGCUUCCUUUGGCUCUAAUGCGGUAAGAAAGGUCUCUUUUUCCGUAAAGGCAGCAAUGGAAAAGUUUCUUCCCUGGUGGACCAGUUGGCUCUGUUGUAUUUACUAUGCUGCCUAAAGGACAGUGGAGAUGAUAUUUUGACUGGUGGGAUAUGUCCAGACAUGCCUAGUCUCUCCCUCUAUAUGGCCAUGUGACUGGUGUAAUGCACCCACCAUGGUGACUGGGUUCAAGAAUAAGAGCAGUGGAACAAUGGACAUGCACUGAUGCAUCAUUCUGAACUCUGUGAAAAGCAGUAUAGCAAAACCAAUGUCUCUGUAUAAAAAUUUAAAAAAAAUACAUUUUAACGUGUACUUAAAAAAAGCCUAUGAAAUACCCAGAUCGUGUAUUAAUCAACCCCUGUGUGUGUGUACAGUACCAGUCAAACGUUUGGACACACCUAAGGUUUUUCUUUCUUUUUGCUAUUUUCUACAUUUUAGAAUGAUAGUGAAGAUGUCAAAACUAUGAAAUAACACAUAUGGAAUCAUGUAGUAACCAAAGAAAGUGUUAAACAAAUCAGAAUAUUUUAUAUUUGAGAUUCUUCAAAGUAGCCACCCUUUGCCUUGAUGACAGCUUUGGACAUUAUUGGCAUUUUCUCAAAUGAUUGGCAUUGUUUUGGUUACUACAUGAUUCCAUAUGUGUUAUUUCCUAGUUUUGAUGUCUUCACUAUUAUUCUACAAUGUAGAAAAUAGUAAAAAAUAAAACCCCUUGAAUAAGUAGGUGUCCAAACUUUUGACUGGUAUUGUGUGUGUAUGUAUGUGUAUACACACACACACAGUAUUUACAAUCUAUAUACAUUAUAUCUCUAAACCGGCCUCUUGAAGUACUGUUUGUUUUCCUUUCACAAUCUUGUACAAGCGAAAUGGGUGGAAGGGUUUCUCCUCUGUUCUUGUUGUCCCCUUGUGUUAUCUUUAUCUGAUAUUUGCGAUGAUGUAACGCGGGGAGGGGAGUGUGUCAGUUUCAGGUCACUGUGUUACAUACAGCACUGCCUCAGCAUUAAAAGUGUAAUUAUUGCCUACGUCCUGUUGAUGCCCAUUCCGAUGUGUGCCGAUUCUUCCUGAAACACAGCUCAAUGUUAUUAACAUUUCAGCUGGAGUUUGGAGAAGAUUCUAUUCAGAUGAAAUAAAUGAUUAACUUCA
Messenger RNA from Salvelinus fontinalis (brook trout), 3307 nucleotides. RefSeq names its product E3 ubiquitin-protein ligase RNF130-like. The transcript is spliced from 9 exons. The record is from RefSeq and is a predicted model, not a curated record. Bases 355 to 1662 code for a protein of 435 amino acids. NCBI's taxonomy places the organism in Eukaryota, Metazoa, Chordata, Actinopteri, Salmoniformes, Salmonidae.